Diachasma alloeum is the source of this 581-nucleotide messenger RNA. RefSeq names its product 40S ribosomal protein S14a (gene Rps14). Gene Ontology annotation, cellular component: ribosome; cytosolic small ribosomal subunit. The transcript has 4 exons. Gene Ontology annotation, molecular function: mRNA 5'-UTR binding; small ribosomal subunit rRNA binding; structural constituent of ribosome. Gene Ontology annotation, biological process: maturation of SSU-rRNA from tricistronic rRNA transcript (SSU-rRNA, 5.8S rRNA, LSU-rRNA); translation; ribosomal small subunit assembly. Bases 59 to 514 code for a protein of 151 amino acids. NCBI's taxonomy places the organism in Eukaryota, Metazoa, Arthropoda, Insecta, Hymenoptera, Braconidae. The record is from RefSeq and is a predicted model, not a curated record.
GUUGCCUCCUUUUAGAUUUCCUGCUUCGGUCGGACUGUAUACAAGAGUUUCCACAACAAUGGCACCUAAAAGGGGUAAGGUACAGAAGGAAGAGGUCCAGGUCUCCCUGGGACCACAAGUUCGUGAGGGAGAAAUCGUCUUUGGAGUUGCUCACAUUUUUGCCAGCUUCAACGAUACCUUCGUCCAUGUGACUGACUUGUCAGGAAGGGAAACAAUCGCUCGUGUCACCGGUGGAAUGAAAGUGAAAGCUGAUCGUGAUGAGGCCUCACCCUACGCUGCUAUGUUAGCUGCUCAGGAUGUCGCUGAGAAAUGCAAAUCCCUGGGUAUCACAGCCCUCCACAUUAAACUGCGAGCAACUGGUGGAAACAAGACGAAAACCCCAGGACCAGGUGCUCAAUCAGCACUUCGUGCUCUGGCUCGUUCCAGCAUGAAGAUUGGUCGCAUUGAGGAUGUCACCCCCAUUCCAUCAGACUCAACUCGCAGGAAGGGUGGUCGUCGUGGACGCAGGCUGUAAACUAUUCAUCUAUGUAUGGUUUAUCAUACCUUACAAAUAAAUAUUUGAAAGACCUUUAACAUUUUUA